AUGAACUUUUUGGGGAAAGCGGCUAGUUGUUUCGGCAAGGAAGGUGGAUACGUGAACAAAGAAGGUUUGGACAAAGGACUGAAGUACUACGAUGAUUGCAACGGAUUCAGGGACUGUGCUGGUGAUGGGGCGCUGGACAUGACGAGGAAGAACCAUUAUCCAAUCACGGAAUUAUCAGAUGAUUACGACUCCCGAUCCUCGACCACCGGCUCCCCAGUACGGAGAGCGAACUCCUCACCGAGCUCAGACACGGCCUACAAACCAUACAGCCUACACUACGACCAGCGAAAAUGUUCCACUCCAACAAACGACUCUAGAAUGAUCCAUUCACCGAACUACCACAUCACAGAAUACUCACAAAAUGGUGGUCGGAAAAAGAGAUCAAGAGCUGCCUUCUCCCACGCUCAAGUAUACGAGUUAGAGAGACGAUUCAGCCAACAACGAUACCUCUCAGGACCUGAACGAGCAGACUUGGCAGUCAGUCUGAAGCUGACUGAGACCCAAGUCAAGAUCUGGUUCCAGAAUCGACGAUACAAGACGAAAAGAAAGCAGUUGCAGAUGCAAGAGAACGGCAUGCUCGCAGCCGCUGCUGCAGCCGCGAACCAUGCGAGAAAAGUGGCUGUAAAGGUACUUGUGAACAAUAACGGACAAUCCAGCAUACCUGACUUGAAGUCUUACCAAAAUCCCAUGCUAGGAAAGACGUUAAACCCACUCUUCACACCGCCGAACCUUCUAGAAAGUUCUCCGAUUCUAAAGCAUUUUGCAGGAGUUUACGGCGUAGAUUUCGCGAAAAAUCCUCAAUACAAAGCUCUGUUACAAGAGUCCUACAAUCAGGCGGUCUUACAAUCGUUAUAUGGUCCUCAUUUGGGAGUGAACUACCCGAAUCUGCCGCUACCUUACAUGUAUUACCCGGGUCAUUCAGCAUUUGGAUUACCAGUACCUUGUGAUGUCGAAAGAAGUCAAGUUGAUCGACCGGACAGCAAAGAGUUCACCGAAGAAAAAGAUAACAAGGAAAAGACAGAAACCAAACCAAAACCUCAUAUUGAAUUAAAUGAGAACAGUAACGAAAGUAUGGCCAGUAAUAUUGAGAUUGAAAAUUAG
Molecule: messenger RNA, 1101 nt
Organism: Spodoptera littoralis (African cotton leafworm)
Lineage: Eukaryota; Metazoa; Arthropoda; Insecta; Lepidoptera; Noctuidae
Source: the annotation of a GenBank genome assembly